AUGGCAGACGGCGAGUUGGCGAGCCCUCAGCCGGACGUCUCGCCGUCCAGCGCGAAGCCUACAAGCCAGCAGCACUUCUACGACAAGGUCCUCCUCUUUCCUCCUCUAUGUAACUCCAAGGAAUACGAGCUGUGGAAGAAGUAUCUCUUCACCGGGAUCGUUUCCCUAGCUGCAGUCGCGGCACCGCUUCAAAGCAACAUCUUAAUGCCCGCGCUGUCGGAAAUCUCCACCUACUUCCACGUCUCUCGAUCACUGGUAAAUCUGUCCGUCGCAUUCUACAUCCUGGCCAUGGGGAUCAUCCCGCUCUGGUGGUCGGUCAUCUCGGAGCUGUACGGCCGACGCCCGGUCUACUUGAUCUCCUUUGCGAUCUUCGUGGUGUGGAAUGUGGUCUCGGCGGAAAGCAAUUCGAUCAGCAUGCUGAUUGUCAUGCGGGUUCUGUGCGGAGGGGCAUCGGCCUCGGUGCAAGCGGUGGGGGCAGGAACUGUGGCCGACCUCUGGGAGGUGGAAAGGCGCGGACAAGCCAUGGGAUAUUUCUUUCUGGGGCCGAUGGUCGGACCGCUGGUCUCUCCUAUUCUCGGCGGCAUCUUGACUGAAAGGUUAGGCUGGCGUGCCACUCAAUGGGCCACCGUUGUCUACGGUGCCAUUGUCUGGCUUCUCAUUCUGUUUUGUCUCCCCGAGACCUCUCAGGCUGCUGCUCGCAAGCCACCGUCCUCGUCUCGCAGCAACCCAGAAGGCCCCAAGGCAAUUCUGCAGCAGAUCCGCCAUAUCUUCAGCAUUUUGCUCGAGCCGUUCAAGAUUCUGGCGUACUUGCAGUUCCCGCCAGUCCUCCUCACCGUCUACUACGCCAGUAGCACGUUCGCCUGCUACUAUGCCGUCAGCAUUACCCUGCAAACUCUCUUUUCCGAGGCCCCGUAUUCCUUCUCGCCCAUCAUUGUCGGCCUCGUCUACAUCCCUUGCGCCCUGGGCUCCAUCGUGGCCUCCCUGCUGGGCGGCCGGUGGACUGACCACAUUAUGCGGCGACGGGCCAAAUCUGCCGGAAGGUUGAAUCUGGAGACCGGCCAGAUCCAGUACCUCCCUGGAGAUCGGAUGGGGGAGAACGCAUGGCUGGCCUCAGUGAUGUAUCCGGCGGCGGGGCUAUGGUUCGGCUGGACGAUCGACAAGGGCGUCUUCUGGCUCGUUCCGUGCAUUGCAACGUUUUUCUUCGGUCUCGGAAGCAGCACCGUCUUCAGCAUGACGUCGACCAUGCUGACGGAAUUGCUGCCAGGGCGGACCAGCACGGGCGUGGCGUUGAACAAUGUGCUGCGCAAUGCCCUGGCGUGUGUGGUCGUGGUGGUCAUGCAGCCGUUGAUCGAUGCCAUUGGGCCCCGGUGGAUCUUCACUGGAUUGGCGGUCAUCGGCUGGGCGAGUAUUGGGAUUAUCUGGUUGUUCAGAAGGAAUGCGGUGGUAUGGGCCGCUGCUAUGGAGAGCAAGCUCGCUAGCUGA
Molecule: messenger RNA, 1482 nt
Organism: Aspergillus uvarum CBS 121591
Lineage: Eukaryota; Fungi; Ascomycota; Eurotiomycetes; Eurotiales; Aspergillaceae
Product: MFS transporter
Exons: 3
Coding region: 1-1482 (493 amino acids)
Biological process (GO): transmembrane transport; intracellular polyamine homeostasis
Molecular function (GO): polyamine transmembrane transporter activity
Source: RefSeq, a predicted model, not a curated record